CACACACCAACUCAGAUACCAAAAUGGUUUCUUCUCCUGCUUUGUUUCUCGGUCUUAUGUUUCUGUUGACACCAUUGUUGCUCCUUUCAUCCUCAUCUCAAGGGCUAGAGUUUCAUGUUGGUGGUUGGGAUCUCAAACCUUUUGAUUACUACAAUCAUUGGGCCCAGAGAAACAGGUUUCAAGUCAAUGACACUCUCAAUUUCAAGUACAAUAAAAAAAGUGAUUCAGUUCUUGUGGUGAAGAAGGAAGACUAUGAUUCCUGCAACAUCAACCAUCCAAAACAAAAGAUGGACGAUGGAGAUUCGAGAUUCAAGCUCGGUGAUUCGGGUCCGUAUUUUUUCAUCACUGGCAAUAUUGAUCAUUGUAAACAAGGUCAAAAACUUAUUGUUUUAGUCAUGGCAGUUAGACACCGUAACCCUCCUCCUACCGUGGUUGCAGCGCCGUCUCCCAUAAGUGGCUUGUCGCCACCUCUGAUUCACAAGUCCGCUUUGGAUGCUCCGGCGCCGUCUCCUUCGAAAGCAAGUUCGGUGGGUUUUGGUGUUGUGGUUUGGGUUGGUUUGAUGGUUAGUGGGUUUGUUUAUUAGUCUUUGUUGCAAUGCAAUGAGAAUUGAUAU
Messenger RNA from Vicia villosa (hairy vetch), 614 nucleotides. Its product is annotated as early nodulin-like protein 3. Gene Ontology annotation, cellular component: plasma membrane. Lineage: Eukaryota; Viridiplantae; Streptophyta; Magnoliopsida; Fabales; Fabaceae. The coding region runs from base 24 to 584 and encodes 186 amino acids. Gene Ontology annotation, molecular function: electron transfer activity. The transcript is spliced from 2 exons. The record is from RefSeq and is a predicted model, not a curated record.